CGGAAAACCAUUGUUUACCAUGGCGACAGGGACGCUAACGUUUGUGGUCAACAAAUACAUAGCGCCUUUAAUAUUACUUAUUUUAAUAUACACGGAUCUCCUUCACUGCCAGCAAUUUAUCAUCCCAUUUAAGGCUCCUUCAGACUGCGGCGUGCAGGAAUUUUUCGACAUCUCCAGUUUGUCGUGUAUGAGGUGCGGUCCAAAUCAGCGAAAGAGCCCAACAGGACUGAGCUGCAUUUGUCAAACUGGUUACCAAACUCUCACCACAGACAAAGUGUCCAUUACUUGUCAGCAAUGUCCCAUCGACAAGCCUGCCGUAACAAAAGAUGGGUUUGGUUGUAUUCGCUGUCAAGGCCGUCUUAGUGAGGAGGGGAAGUGCCAGUGCCCACCAGACAAUAUCCUGGUGGAAAGAGAUAUCAAUGGAAACCUUCUGGAUGUGGCCAGCUGUGAAGCAUGCAAUGGAGAUAACCCUGCUUAUUCUGUACCAAACAGCAGUGGAGACAGGUGUGAGAGAUGUCAGACUCAGUUCAUUAGAACCUCCUGUGUGUGUAAAUCUCCUAAUAUCUUGACCGGGGGAUUAUGUUUCCCACCCAGCAGCAUCUCUACCAAUGUGAAUCCCAGUGUCAAUUAUGCUCAGUUGAAGUUCACUAUGCAGUCUGUGUGGUUUGCACAAAACCUCUUCUCAUCUUCAGCAAGCUGCCUUGUCUUCUCUAACCUUACUGCAUGUCAGGCUCUGGGGAACAUGUGUGUAAUGAACAUGCACUCCAGCAGCGGUAUGUCCACAGAUGCCUGUGGUCUUUUUAACACCAUCUUCAGAUCAAGAGCUGCUCCAAGCUCAACUCAGGACAUUCCUUACUGGAGAGACGAUCUGCCCUGGCUUUACUAUGGAGAUAAGCCGGGACUUGCCAGUCGGGUACUUCAGACUAAUCCUGUUCCUGUUGGGUUCAGUUUCAGAGGAAGAAACAAGAACACAGACAUUACACUGCUUGCUGCUGUCUAUAAUGUGAGAGGAGAGUUUCUUAAAUGGGAAGAAGUAGGAGGAAGUAAUCUGCAGAUUUGUCCACAACCAGCCACUACACAGGCAGCAGCGUUCAGCUUUGGAACUGCUUACCAAGAAAGAUGUGAUCUUUCUGUACAAGAGCUGUUUGGUACCUACUCUGAACCAUUGUUCUACGAUGUCUUUAUGGUCCUUGGUGGAGGAGACACGAAAAAACUUCUUCCCCUGCCCACACUAGUCAAAAACCAGCAAUACAAUGGUCGAUUCAUCAACCAAGAGAGCAUCAACAACUGGUACUUGUCACGACGAAUGUUUCUUGUUGACACUCUCAGUGGAAGAGAGAAGACCUUGACUUCCAUGCCUAGAGUCAUCCGUGUGGCCAGCAGUAUCAAAAUAAGAUUCAAGCUGGUUCCACGGACACAGGAAGGACAAGUAUAUCCCCCUCUAAUGGUUGUGACCUACACAGAUGUUCCCAUCACGGAUGUAAAGACUCAAACUGUGUCUACAUCCUUUGCUGUGGAGUAUGACAUGGAUCAGAGUGAGGCUCAUGUAAAAACAAAUACAGCUCUAGGUGUGAUGGGUGGGGUGGCUGUCCUCUACUCACUGCUGAAGACGGUCAGCUGGAAGAGGAGAAUUGCAUCCCCCCUCAUUGAUGUCGAGACAAUUCUGACAUUUGUGUUGUUUUAUGCCGGUGAUUUGGCCAAUGUUUUCUUUGUGGUCACUGUGGGAACAGGACUUUACUGGCUCAUCUUUUACAAGACAUUAAAGACGCAGCAGUUUGUAUCAGUGCUGCUGCCACUGCCUGCUCAGGAGGAGCAGUUUGUGACGUACAUCGGUUGUGCUUUCGCUCUUAAGGCUGUCCAGUUUAUCCACAAGCUGAUCUUUCAGGUGUCCGUUGAUAUAUUUCUAAUUGAUUGGGAGAGGCCAAGAAGUAAAACUAGCAGAACAGUACAAGCAACUGCUGAACCAAAACGUGAGCCCACUCCAGUCAGCAUCUGGCGGACCAUCUUUGUGGCCAAUGAAUGGAAUGAGAUUCAGACUACCCGCAAGAUCAACCCAACCUUUCAGAUCGUGGCCAUGCUUUUCUUUCUUGAAGUUCUGGGUUUUAGUAACCUGGCACUAAGGGACCCCUGGGCAACUUUACAGCGCUCUUCAUGGGCAUACACCCCUUCAUAUAGCCUGACGCUGCGCUAUGGUCUGGCAGCCACACUGUGGCUCUGUAUUGGGCUUCUGCAGAGGAUGUUCUUCUGUGUAUUUUAUGAGCACUUUGUGGAGGACAAAAUCCAUCAAUUUGUAGAUCUCUGCUCCAUCAGUAAUAUUUCUGUGCUGAUCUUAUCCCAUCGCUGUUUUGGCUACUAUAUCCAUGGGCGAUCAGUGCAUGGCCACGCAGACACAAACAUGGAGGAAAUUAUUAACAAUCUGAAGCGAGAAGGAGAGUCUUUGUGCAGUCAGAGGGGUCUUCUUCCAAACACAGACGUCCAAACCUUUCAGGUGGCUCUUACUAACCGUCUGAGGUCACAGUAUGACAGGAUACGAGAUUCAAUCGGCAUGAAGAACACGCCAUCACGCCUGACGGACUCAUCCACAGCCAAGCCAUCAGAGCCACACCCCAAAGGCUACCAUUCCAUGAACCACUUCCUAGCAUCCAUUAUAGACCACGCCAACCCUGACACGGACUAUAUAGUGAAGGACAAAUUGAUGUUUGAACAGGUCAUAGGGAUGGAGUUCCUUGAACCUGGCGAGAAAAGCAUCUUUUACAAUGAUGAGGCCUACUCCUUCAGUGAUGUGCUAUUUUAUGGAAAUGAGACCACACUACUCAUCUUUGACACUUUGUUCUUCUGUGUCAUCGACCUCGGUUCCCAGAGCUUUGUACUUGCAGCUGUUCUCACAUAUGUACAGCAAAUGAUAUUUCGCUUUAUCCGUAACAUUCUUGGGAGGAAGAACCUCGUCAACAAGACGUUAGUGGAUGAGAGGUUCUUGAUCUGAAAUUCAUUGCUAGCAUUUUGACAGUGGUAGUGUUGUGCAGCUUGUGUACCUUUGUUUUUUUUUUGUUUUUUUUUUUUAACUUUUUUAAGACUUUUUUGUACUCAUUAAAAUGUUCUAAUGUGUUAUGAGUAUUAUUUUGUCUGCUGUAGGCCUAGGCUGCUAGGCUCCCUCCUACGUUAGCUUUAGGUCAAUAAAGGUGUUUCUUGUUGACCAGG
Messenger RNA from Mugil cephalus (flathead mullet), 3198 nucleotides. RefSeq names its product transmembrane protein 67 (gene tmem67). Gene Ontology annotation, biological process: cilium assembly. The coding region runs from base 20 to 2983 and encodes 987 amino acids. The record is from RefSeq and is a predicted model, not a curated record. Gene Ontology annotation, cellular component: ciliary transition zone; MKS complex. The transcript has 29 exons. Lineage: Eukaryota; Metazoa; Chordata; Actinopteri; Mugiliformes; Mugilidae.